AUGGCCCCUAGCUUACGAGAACUGAUUGAUUUUCUCCUCGCAGAGAUUGCUCUCUGUGGUGAUCAAGGCGCUACCCCAGCCGAUAUACUAACCUUCAUCGAUACCUUCUAUGCCAAGGCUGCGCAAGAUGCAGUCCGCGCCCAUGUCGUGGACCGUCGGUUCCAGGAGAAGGUCUGGUCCUGGCUGAUGAGAAACCCAGAGGUCUCGGUGGGUAAAGACAGGGAAGGCAAUCAUCUCAGCCUCCAAGAUGCCGAGGGCCGUAGGCAUCGUCAAACUGAUGCGGAGGCGGAUCAAGUCACUCGCGGAGUGUCGGGCGCUGUCCGGGUCUUCGUAUCAGAAGAGCGAACCUGGCUCGCAGUCACCGGUCAUGGACCGGACGAAACCAAGGUCUUUCCCACAGAAUUUGCUCUGCUCUCCAUCAUUGCAUCGCGGAAGCACAAUGGCAUUGCUCAGACCGAGCUAGUCAAAGUUAGUGGUCAGGACAAACGUUCGGUUCCCAAGCGGACCGAUCUUCUGCAGAAAAAGGGCUACAUCGAGAAACGGGCAAUUCAAGUCAAGUCCACCCGGACAAGCCUUUGUACCCUGCGCAAGUUCUUGUCACCGGAGCACCUCAAGGACAGACAAGCUGGUCAGGAUUCAGAGACGGCGCAAGGGGAGAACAUGAUUGAUUUCAAGGAAUUUACCGACCACCUCUUUCAGAUCCUCCAAGAGUAUCAGAUAAUUUCCCGCAAUGACCUCAAGGAGAAGCUCGGGUUUGCAGACCACUGGCGCUGGAGGAUUCUAUCCCGGGCGCUACGGAAGUUCGAGCGCAUAGGAGUCCUCAAACGGGUUCGGGCCUUGUCUCAAUAUGCACAUACGCUGAAGAAGUUCCAUCCUUGUGUCAUGCUGAUCCGCGAGCCAACUGAAAGAGACUUUGAACUCUUCAACGAGUUUAGUCGAGGCAUACUAUCCAACCUGGAGCAGGAAGACAAUGUUGAUAUCGAAGAUGAUCUUGAGCAGGAUGACCCGUCGCAAGACGCAUUGCAGCCAGAGUAUGGCACAGUCGGCCUUGUGAAGCGUGAUGCCGUGGAAGAGGCUGGCCGAAUCCUUCCUUCUUGGACCGCAGAUAGGAAUAUCCACAAUUUGAUCGUCGAUACUGUUGGUCAAACCGGGACCAACGGGAUUACCAACCAGCAGGGGAUCUUGAGAGCUUGUUUUGGCGGCUACUUCCGACGGCCUUUGGAGAAUGCAGUGAGCCGUCUCGUGGAAUGCUGGCAGUUAUCGCAGCCUCCCCAUCUGCGCCAUCUCGCAAUCGUCAGAGAUACGGCACUCCAGCGGACCAUCACGCACUAUGUUCAUUACACCGCAACGAACUUCAAGCAACUCGUGGAUUCCGGGGAAGCAUUGUGGGAGGCGGUUGAGUUUGCCCCGAAAAAGCUCAAGACAAACAAUGUCCGGGUCCCUCCUGUUGAUGCUGUCCCUGAACUGGAUACGUACGGACUUCCCCUUGAGGUUCCCAGGAAGGAGGUAUUAAAGAAUGGGCAUGCUACUCUUCUCGAGUGUAUCCUGGCAGUGAAGCCGCCAAAUUACGUCUUCUCCGGCAGCGAUGCCUUAGCGGCACGUCUGGAGGAUGGAACAUACGUAAUCCAACAGCGCAUUCGGGGCUCUGACCAUCCUCUACCAUACCCUGAGGCUACCCCGGUCAGGAUGAAGAAAGAACGCCGAGAUGCAUCCGAUGCUGAGAUGGGUGAUACACCUAGUGUGAAACCGAAAGGGCGACCACGGAAGACGAAGCACCCUGACGCAUUCCGAGGUAUGUCUGAAAAAGAGAAGCUCGAGGCUCUUGGACUGGACGAAACAUGGACGGAGUAUAGUGUCCUGCUUCUUGAACGCACCGGUCCGGGCGUGUACGUCACCACGCGUGGACGACGACGACCGGCUGGUAGAAGGCAGGGGCGUCCGGCGGUCAGCCGGAUCGCGGUAUUCAAAACACCAGCCCUAGCUUCUCUCCCUUGGUUCCAGAAGGAGAUUGGAUCCGAUGAUGAUUCAAUGCUUGCGAGAGAGACCCCUCUACAGGACAGCACACAGCCUCAGAUUGUCCCUGUAACUGAUGGGGAUGCUGCCCCUCCAGUAACCACACCAAACAGUCCUGCCAGGGGGUAUAAGAGAAGGCUGCGGCACCUUGACUCAGAUGCAGAGCUUGGAACUGGAAGUGCUCUAAAGCAGCGUCGUGUCGAGGAAGUUAAUGGAGACUUGCAAAAUGAUGUGCCGGCCGAGGAACAAGAGCAUGAACCAGGACAUAUGCGGGUCUCCCCCAGACGAACAAAGAGGAAAAGGGCCGUGUCACCACAGCUCCCAGAACCAAGCCCAGUCCCGAAAGGUCGUGCUGCACAUGUUCCUUCGACUGAAACUCUGCCGCAAGGCCGCAACGAUCAGCCGGCCAUUCGCAGUGCGGGCGUCGUUGAAACACCAUCUAAGAGAACGCGCUCCGGACGAGUCCUGCGAGGUGAUAGCACAUCGGCUGAUCCAACUGCGGCUGAAACAAACGACCCUACAUCGACGGCCGGCCGGCCCCGUACAUCCGUGGCCAAUGCAAUUUCUGAGGUUCCCAAGACAGACGAUGCAGUCCCUUCUGUGCCCCCUUCCGAGACAGCGCCCGAGAACAAGACCGGAGCGGCCUCAGAAACACCGGAGACGUCGACCAAAAAGCGACGCAUCUUUGCAGAAAAGGGUGGGUCCGUCGCUGUGCUCCGGAGGUCGAUUGUGAUGGAUAUCCUCGAGCAAGCUGGUGGCGCCUAUCCUAUGGGUACCGAAGUCUGGUAUCCAUUCAUGACGGCAUGGCAGAAGAAACGGCAUAAAGAAAUACCCGACCUGCGCACCAUCAGGGCAGUCGUGAAAACCAUGAUCGACAGUGGCAAGGUCCGCCAGUUGACCUUCAGUGGGAGAGACAGCAAGGGAGUGAUGGUGACCAAAAGCAUCAUGUACAAAGCCGAUAUGCAGCCCGACGACCCUCUGAUCCAGGACAUGCAGAAGAAAAUGCUGGCCGCCACUCGAUGCUACUUCCCUCCCAAUGUUGAAAUCGACCCCGAGAUCUCAAAGAAUGGCAACCGGAAUAGCCUACGCCGAGACAUGAAGCAGCUUUCUCAGCUGCCGGUUGAACGCAGCGUUACGGUUCAGCUACACCAGAAGCCCGCCAUGGUUCGGGCCGUGGAACGACGCCGACAACACAUGUUGCGAACCGAACUGUUACAGCGGCUGAGUAUGGGAGAUGACUAUGAGUUUGAUGCCACUGAUGGGUCAGAAAUCGUCCGACUCAUGACCCUUCGUCGUGGCUCUGCCAAAGACAAUACACAGGGACUCACAUCCAUCUCCCGUCCAGGGCGCAUGGGAGAUGGAACUCGGCAAGGACAAAGACGGCGGGCCGAGGCCGGGCUGGCUUCCCUUCGCAAGAUGAGGCGACUCUGGUCCUCCAUCGCGCCGUACACGAUGCUGAUGAACACGAAGUCCUCGUUCCACGCCACCACUGGAACCUUUGGUACGGAGGCCGGGAUUCCGGCUCUGCAGGCUGCCAAAGAACGUGCGAAAGCGGCCGCCAGAAAGAAAGGUCACAAGGUACCAUCGGGACUGCCGCAUUCGCUCGACGACAUUUUCAGCCAGGCGCGGAGACGAACCAUGGAUUAUACUGGCAAAUCUGAUCCCCGAUCCCGUCGGUUCUUCCGGGACAACAAUGUUAUUCUCAAGUGGGAGCUCAGCAAUGAAGAUUUACUCCGUCGGAAGAGCACAGACCUCCUGUAUAUCAACCAGACGGUCCAGGACAUGGAGACUCCUGGUAUCGAAGGGAACAUUCGGUUCGACGUGGAUGAGGACACCGGGAGAGUGGCGAUCCCACGGACUCCCAUGACCACCCGACAGAAAGCCCGACUGGAAGGCGAGCCUGCUCCAUCGCGGCGACGACGUUCCGAGUCUGCUCUGGAGCCCAAGCACCGCCGUCUGGCCAAACUGAACGAGAGCCUGGCCGCCGACGAGAAUCGGCUUGCUGCGACCCAAGCUGGGCCACGCCAGCCCGCCCGUCGUAGCCGUCUGGUCGCGCAAAUGCCGCAGCCCCUUGUCCAGCAAUUCAUCGCAGCCAUUGUCGCUGUGCGUAGUCUCGCCGGGGGGUCUGAUGCUCGUUUGAUUGAUUGGUCCCUUCUCUGUUGUUGCUUUCCAGAUCUGGAACCCGCUUUUGUGAUUGGCAGAGCCAAGGGGAUUCUUACCAAGUACCGGCUACAGAUCGCCAAGAUGCAGAGUGAUUUCCAGGAGCGGUUCAUUGAAGCCUACGCCAAUGACCAGGUCCCCCCGAUCGAUUACGACAACCUCGAAGCGUAUGACUGGGAGGGGGUGAUUGAGUGGGCGAACACGCAGCUGGAUGCCCCCCGAUCCGAGAAGCUUCCGGACCUGCCAGCAACCCGGGAGCAGUUCGACAGCGUUUUCGAUCUCCGCGAGGAAGCCGUUGUGCCGCUGGAUGAACUAUACCAAGCCACCCAGUCGGUCACGAUGAGUCGUAAGCGGGCACUCAUCGCCAGUGUUCCGUUCGCCACUCCCCUGCCCGACCAUUCGACACGGCCUCCACCGCGCCGAGAUGAACUCGCGCGCUUGGACGUCGCGAAGACUUGGGUGCGGGCCAACGUGGUGACCCCGCAAGAGACGUAUCGGCCCGCCGACGCGCGACAAGCCUUGGAGGGCUUUGGCGAGCAUGUCGUGCAGCAGGCGUUGCAGUCCUUGGUGACAGAGCGGGCCCUCUCCAUGGGCAACCGGGGCCGCAUCACCCCUGGCCGGAACUACGACGUGACGGAACACUUCCUACUCACCCUCGGACGACGCCGUGUGAUCGAAAGUACCGAGCUCCGGCGCGCACCGCGAUUCAAGACGGAGACCCUGGAUCCAGCCCUGCGCCGACAGGGAUAUUUGGACAUCGACUACAACGCCGAAGACGGCGACAUGAUGGUCGCAAUCAACCUGUUCGCCGCGGGCCGUGUGGUGCUGCAGCCGCGCGACGCACCGCGGGAAAAGUACGGACUGACCGACGGCGGAUACCUCACGCGGCAGAUCGACAAGGACAAGCUGCGCUUCUCCGUGGAGGUGCGGCCGGCCAAGUCGUACGUCUACGGGAACCCGAUCCAGGAGCAGACCAACAGCCUGGCAGCCCCGCGCCCACCGGAGGACAUCGACCCCACCACACCCCUCCCAGCAAAGGUUCCGCUCUGGUACGACAUCCACGGUGCCUUUGUGCGGGUGCUAUGGGAGCUGGCGGUGGCGGCGGUGGUCGGCUGCGUGGCGACCCGGCCGGGGAUCAGCGCGAAGGCGAUUGCGGGGAUGUUGAAACCGACGAUGGGCGGCUGGGAGGUGCAGCUAUUAUUGGAGUGGCUGGAGGGAGUGGGAGUGGCACGAUUGGAGGGGGAUCACGAGAAGCGAACGGAGGAGCAAGCGGGAUGGGUGGUUCAAGAAUGGUGGUGGAUGGUAUUAGGAUAA
This is a messenger RNA of Aspergillus ibericus CBS 121593, 5487 nucleotides long. RefSeq names its product putative TFIIIC transcription initiation factor complex subunits Tfc3. Gene Ontology annotation, molecular function: DNA binding. Lineage: Eukaryota; Fungi; Ascomycota; Eurotiomycetes; Eurotiales; Aspergillaceae. The record is from RefSeq and is a predicted model, not a curated record. The transcript is spliced from 3 exons. The coding region runs from base 1 to 5487 and encodes 1828 amino acids. Gene Ontology annotation, biological process: transcription initiation at RNA polymerase III promoter; 5S class rRNA transcription by RNA polymerase III. Gene Ontology annotation, cellular component: transcription factor TFIIIC complex.